UCUCUUUCACAACCUUGUUUAUGGCGUCCUGUCUCCGAUAUCGGCCGGACGAGCGAUUGGCCCUACUCCUCUCAGCAACCCCACGUGUGAUCGAUGAUGGUGCAUGUUAUCGUAACACUGCCUCCUGUUCGCGAAUUCGAAAUAGAUACACCAACGCCGGCGACACAGUCCUAGGAAUUGGAGUGGAAACCACUACAGCUCCAGUGGAUGCCAUAUCGCGAGGGCGCCGAGUCGAAUUUUAUGUGAUGGAUGAGUCGAAGCGCGCCGCUCUGCAGACUAACAUCGCCUCGGCGUUUCACAAGGCGCACAGCUCGGGCAUGUUUCAGGUGGACUGGAAAUGAUGUUCUCGUUGUACCAGGAGAUCUUGUUGUACCAGGAGAUCUUGCUCUUUGCGUCAUGCGGUGUUUCAUGUCGCGUCGUUUGUGUGUGCACUGGUGAUUUUUCAUGUUCCUUGUUGACUAUGACGGGAUCACUCGUCAUGCUGAUGUAUCGCUCGAUGCUUGAUGUCCAGAGCCGACGUGGAGGGCAAGAGGUCUUCGUUGGUCCGAUGUGCUUACCCGCUGGCCUCCCACCAUCCACAGCACCCGGGCGGGUGCAAGAGGCCCUCAAAGCGGAACUACAGAAGGAAGAAGACGUAGAGGCGGCCUCGUUCGCCGUGGCGCAGGCGGUGUCCAAGACUUCCCACCUCGUCCUACAGGUUCAUGCUAUUUCCACCUAGCGAGUGUCCUUCGCCCGAGUUCGUACGCUUCGACCAUACAUAUCGAAAACGUCAGUCGCUUGCGGGUUUCAUUUUUUGACGUCUGUCUCUGUGAUGACUACUUUUUUGUUUCCCGCCCUCGCUGCUUGGAAACGAACCGCCCUGACACUCAACAUCUUCCCCAAACUAUCUACCGCCCCCAUGUCCUUGUUCCCCCCCCCCGUGCGUACAGGGUGACCCCUCCAACCCC
Messenger RNA from Ectocarpus sp. CCAP 1310/34, 947 nucleotides. NCBI's taxonomy places the organism in Eukaryota, Phaeophyceae, Ectocarpales, Ectocarpaceae. The record is from the annotation of a GenBank genome assembly.